AUGCUUCAUCUCGCAUUCUUCAUCCACCUCGUGGUGGCCCUGUUUGCCCUCACUUCUGGCGCUACCGAUCUGGCCACCAUCACGGUGACAGAGACGGCCAGCCGACUUGGUUUUACUGUCCAUCCUCUUUCUCUUACUGUCACUGCGACUGCGGGCACGUUCACUUCCAAUGUCACCGACAACGUCGUCAGCCCGUCUGACUCUGUCGUGGCAACUCUCACUUCCAAUUCCACCUCCCAUUCGACCGUCUCUACUGGCUUUGGCUUGACUUCCAUCGCAAUUGCAACUGUGACUGUCGGUACCACGACUACAGUUACUGCAAACACUUCAGUUGCAGUCGGCCUUUCCAUUCCCACUGCCACUGGCACUGGAACCAUCACUACUAUGACGAGCACUGAAUCCCUUACGACCACCAUCGUUUUGGGUACCAAUAAUACCUCGACUGGUUCUGCAACCGUGAUCAAUACCAAUCAUACCUCGACUGGUCCUGCAACUGUGAUCAAUACCAUUACCAAUGCCUCAACCUCAACUGUGAUUGUCACCAAGACAUCCACUUCUGUUUCAGGUUCAAGCCAUGCAACUGCCCCGUUCUCCAUCCCGAGAAUCUCCAUCUCCAUGCCUCCGGUAGCUCCUCCGUUUCCAUUCACCAACAGCACAGCCACAAUGACUGCGACUGCGACCACUACCGACAACUGCACCGACGCCGAGACCAGCACGAGCAUGGGCAUGAGCAGCAUUGACAUCACUCAACACUCACCAUCACCAUCCACGACAGUGGUGCGUACGGUGACAGUGAUUCCUCGACCAGUCACGACUGUGGCGACGGUAUCAAUAAUCAUGGAAUCGGCAUCGAAGUCGGCAUCUUCAUCUGCAUCUCCAGAGGCCACUGCGGCCACUGUCACCACUGUGGUGACGGUCGUGGCGAGCACCCCUACGACAACCAAGACGGUGACAGUGGUUGCCGUCACCACUGGCGCCACGGCCAGUGGCCAGCCCGUCCGCUCUGGUGCCGGCGCCUCCUUGCCUGCCAACAUGUCGUCGACCUCCAUUUCCACCUUGUUCACCACCGUUUCCACCACCGUCCAGUCCACCCUCACCAUUGUCGUCACCGCUAUAAAUUCGACUCUGCAGACCACCGUGGCUACAGUGUCUACGGUGUCGACAAUGUCUACGGAGAGUCCGUUGUUUGCCAACUCGACCAUGCCAUCCUUUGCCAACUCGACGACCACCAUGCCAUCCUUCUUCAACUCGACUACCAUGCCAUCCUUCUUCAAUUUCUCUACCACCUCUACCUCCGCCUCCGACACAGACACCACUACCACCAUCACAGUCACCGAGCCCGCUAUCACCGGCCUCGCCAAUCUCGCCACCUACACUCCCUCUCUCUCGCCCGCUCCGCUGUCUGCCCUCGCGACCGCCAAUCGUCGACUUAAAUCCAGUCUGGCGUCUAUGGUGCUCGUGGCUCUCGCUGCCUGGGCUGUGCUUUGA
Messenger RNA from Capronia epimyces CBS 606.96, 1488 nucleotides. RefSeq lists its product as uncharacterized. The transcript is spliced from 4 exons. NCBI's taxonomy places the organism in Eukaryota, Fungi, Ascomycota, Eurotiomycetes, Chaetothyriales, Herpotrichiellaceae. The record is from RefSeq and is a predicted model, not a curated record. Bases 1 to 1488 code for a protein of 495 amino acids.